AUGGUCGUGGAAGACACCCCGAGCCCUGGCAGCUCGGACUCCGAAGGGAAUUUUGAGACCCCCGAAGCCGAAACGCCGCCGCAGGAGCUGAGCGCGCCGGGGCUGCGCGCGCCGCAGGCCGUGGGCCGAGGUAAGGCCCGCGCCCCCAGCCCCUGCGCCUCCGUGGCGCUCCGGAGGCGGAAGAGCCGGAGCCCCCUGGGCAGCGUGUGCCUGAGCGAAGGGGAGAAGACGGCGGUGCUCACGCUCAUCCGCGAGGAGAUCAUCACCAAGGAGCUCGAAGCGAGCGAGUGGAAGAAGAAGUACGAGGAGAGCCGGCAGGAGGUGCUGGAGAUGAGGAAGAUCGUGGCCGAGUACGAGAGGACCAUUGCCCAGAUGAUCGAGGACGAGCAGAGGUCGACCAUGACGUCUCAGAAGAACCUGCAGCAGCUCAGCAUGGAGAAGGAGCAGGCGCUGGCGGACCUCAACUCCGUGGAGAGGUCCCUCUCGGACCUCUUCAGGAGAUAUGAGAACCUCAAGGGCGUCCUGGAAGGCUUUAAGAAGAACGAGGAAGCCUUGAAGAAGUGCGCCCAGGAUUACCUGGCGCGGGUGAAGCAAGAGGAGCAGCGCUACCAGGCCCUCAAAGUCCACGCGGAGGAGAAGCUGGACAAGGCCAACGAGGAGAUCGCGCAAGUGCGCGCCAAGGCCAAGGCCGAGAGCGCGGCGCUGCACGCCGGCCUCCGCAAAGAGCAGAUGAAGGUGGAGUCGCUGGAGAGAGCCCUGCAGCAGAAGAACCAGGAGAUCGAGGAGCUCACCAAGAUCUGCGACGAGCUCAUAGCCAAGCUGGGAAGGACGGACUGA
Molecule: messenger RNA, 837 nt
Organism: Tinamus guttatus (white-throated tinamou)
Lineage: Eukaryota; Metazoa; Chordata; Aves; Tinamiformes; Tinamidae
Source: RefSeq, a predicted model, not a curated record